CCCUGCUCCACCCCUCCUCUGUCUGGCUUUCUCACUCUCCUUUGCGACAAUAAAAGAAUCCUUCCUUAAAUCUACAAAUUCCCAGCACUCGCAGCUUCAAAGUGCCUGAUCUUUUAUUCAACAGUGUUGAAAACUCAGCUCUGCUGGGGAAAUUAGAAAAUGUCGGAGGGCGAUAUCACAACCUUUGCUGCCUUGACUGAGAAGUUUGACAUUCCCAUUGGCAAUUACAAGAAACCUAAGUUAUUGUACUGCAGUAAUGGAGGAUACUUCUUGCGCAUCCUUCCAGAUGGUGUGGUGGAUGGAACAAGAGACAGAGAAGACCUGCACAUUAGGUUAAAGUUACAUGCAGAAAACCCCGGUGAGGUAUGCAUUAAGAGCACUGAAACUGAGAUUUAUUUGGCCAUGGACUCCAGUGGACUUCUGUAUGGAUCUCUGUCUCUGAAUGAGGAAUGCCUGUUCUUGGAGACUUUAGAGGAGAAUCAUUAUAACACGUAUAAGUCAAAGAAGUAUGCAGAGCUUAACUGGUUUGUUGGCAUUAAGAAGAACGGGACAAGCAAACGUGGCUCACGGACUCACUAUGGCCAAAAAGCCAUACUCUUCCUACCUUUACCAGUGUCAAGCGACUAAAAGAUUUCAACCAAAUGACCACGCAGUUUAUGAUUUUGUGUAAUACUGUUGCAUGUGCCAUUGCUGUAAAUAAUUAUAUUACAUUUAAAGACCAACGCUCUGAUCAGUGAAUGGCAAAAGUUGCAGUCUGGCAGAACGGCAUUUCUGACCACUUGGGAGUAUUCCUAUUCACAAUGAAUAUAAAGC
Molecule: messenger RNA, 813 nt
Organism: Spea bombifrons (plains spadefoot toad)
Lineage: Eukaryota; Metazoa; Chordata; Amphibia; Anura; Pelobatidae
Gene: FGF1
Product: fibroblast growth factor 1
Exons: 4
Coding region: 160-627 (155 amino acids)
Biological process (GO): animal organ morphogenesis; fibroblast growth factor receptor signaling pathway; positive regulation of protein phosphorylation
Cellular component (GO): cytoplasm
Molecular function (GO): fibroblast growth factor receptor binding; growth factor activity
Source: RefSeq, a predicted model, not a curated record